Plectropomus leopardus (leopard coralgrouper) is the source of this 1875-nucleotide messenger RNA. Its product is annotated as inactive phospholipase D5. Gene Ontology annotation, molecular function: catalytic activity. The record is from RefSeq and is a predicted model, not a curated record. Lineage: Eukaryota; Metazoa; Chordata; Actinopteri; Perciformes; Serranidae.
AUGGAGCUACGAGGGAACCGCGGCGCAAUGGGUGGUCUGGACGUGAGGGGUCAGGGGUUAGGGUUGGGCAUGCCAGCCAUCGGGAUUCCAGCCAGCUCCAUAAUAACGGCAGUGCAGCAGCAGGACUACUCAUCCAGUGUCUGGCUCCGCAGGAGGGACAAACUAGAACAUUCUCAGCAGAAGUGCAUUGUGAUCUUUGCCUUGGUGUGCUGCUUCGCCGUGCUGGUGGCGUUGAUUUUCUCAGCGGUGGACAUUUGGGGCGAAGACGAAGACGGGAUCACGGAGGAGAACUGUAGCAGGAACUGCAGAGUAGUGCUUGUGGAGAACAUCCCGGAUGACAUCUCCUUCUUAGACAAUGGUACUUCACACCUCCCUCUCUCAGUGGGGCUGUACAGCUUACUGGACCGAGCUAUCCGGGUCGUGGAGAUAGUUUCCCCACUGUGGCUCCUCAACUCGUCUGAUUAUGAAUCCAGCUUCCAGCCUGCUGCCAGACAGGGCAGAGCACUGCUGUCCAGGCUGCAGGGGCUGAAAGCUAAAGGGAUCCAGCUGAAGAUCUCCAGCGGACCAAUCGACUCCACUGAGCUCGGGAUGCUCGCCAAACACUAUGCUGAAGUCCACUAUGUGAACACAACAGCGCUGACCAAAGGCCACCUCCUCUCAUCCUUCUGGGUGGUCGACAGGAGACAUAUCUACAUCGGCAGCGCUAGCAUGGACUGGAGAUCCCUGGCCACAAGAAAGGAGCUGGGCGUGUUGGUGUACGACUGCAGCUGUCUGGCUCUGGACCUCCACAGAGUGUUCAGCCUCUACUGGGGGCUCCAGUAUAAAGACUUCAUCCCCUCCUUCUGGUCUAAGCGCCUCUUUGCCCUCUUCAACAGAGACGCACCGCUGGAGCUCACUCUCAACAGCACAAAGGCUCAGGCCUACGUCUCUAGCUCCCCAGAUGUUUUCAUCCCCAAAGAUCGUAGCAGUGAUCUUGAAGCCAUCUCCAGAGUCAUCCAGGAAGCCCGUCAUUUCAUAUAUAUUUCCAUCAUCGAUUACCUGCCACUCCUCAGCCGCAGCGCUCAAAGGUACUGGUCUCGUAUCGACGGCCUUAUCCGGGAGGCUUUGAUCCUGAGGAAGGUCCGGGUCCGUCUACUGAUAAGUUGCUGGGAAAAGACUCAUCCACUUACUUUCAACUUCGUCUGGUCUCUGAGGAGUCUGUGCAUGGAGCAGGUCAACUGCUCACUGGAAGCUAAGUUCUUCAAUCCCCGAGUACAGAGGGAUGGCAGCCUCCAGGGAAUAAACCACAACAGGUUUAUGGUGACAGACCAAGCUAUUUAUUUAGGUAACCUUGACUGGGUCGGGAAUGAGUUCAACUUAAACGCAGGAGUAGGCCUUGUGAUCAGUCAGCCUGAGGGUGUCGAGGAGAGGAACUCCACAGUGGUGGAGCAGCUACGGGCUGCAUUCGAGAGGGACUGGUUUUCACGUUACACCCGCUCCCUUCAAGCCAAUAAGAUCCCCGUCUGCAACAAGCACCAGAUCAACAGGCUGGUGCAAAUCAAAACCAGUCACAUAGACAAUGGACCAAUGCCUAUCAGAACAGGCCAGCAUGAUAACGGACCUGCGCCGAUGAGAAGCAGUCACAAAGAUGACGGACAGACAGGAGUAAAAACGAGGCACCAUGAUGACAAACUCAGCAAAAUAAGCCACCAAGGCAAGGCCAAUGAACUGGUGCCAAUUAUAGACAGUUACCAAGAAAGGGGACGUGUCAAAAUGAGUCACUUUGACAACAGACAGGUACAAGUAAAAGGUGCUCACCGCGACAAUCCAAUGGAGCCACCCAGUCAGUCAGCUGAGAGCAGCGGCAGCAGAGAGAUCCUCAAUGGGUCCCUGUAA